Molecule: messenger RNA, 6044 nt
Organism: Girardinichthys multiradiatus
Lineage: Eukaryota; Metazoa; Chordata; Actinopteri; Cyprinodontiformes; Goodeidae
Gene: ppp1r37
Product: protein phosphatase 1, regulatory subunit 37
Exons: 13
Coding region: 965-4324 (1119 amino acids)
Molecular function (GO): protein binding
Source: RefSeq, a predicted model, not a curated record
GAACGUUGGAGAAAAAAACAAGCUCAGUUGACUCCUCCCGGAGCCUGGGAUACCGCCAAGAGCUGGAUGUUGGGAAUAUCGCAACCAUAAUCUUCCAAUAGCAAGCUCCGGUUGUCCCGGCACGUUUCCUGAGCGCCGAGCUUAGCCUCAGAGGCAUGUUCAUUGCUCGGUGUGAGACGCCUGUUUUUUCCGCCGCUGCUACCGCCGCCGCUGGCUGAGGGUUGUGAUGCGAGCAGAGAGUUGCGCCACGACAGAGGGUGAGACCAAGAGCUACGGAGGGAAUAUAUUUCUUCUUAUUGCCACGGAAGAAUGAACUUGGAGAAACGGGCGGGUUGGUGUAAAGAAGCAGGCAUGCUACCGCACUCAGGCCUGGACGUCAUUGUUGGACAACAACUUUAGCAAGCUAGCAUAGCGGUAGCUCGCUUUAAUUCACGUUGAUGACUUGGCUCCGUAAGCUCCCCGGGCGACCUGUUCGUUUUAGUAGAUUGGCCUGGUCCUGUUUAUUUCUGCUGGUAAUAUGUUGACGACGUCGCUUCCCAAACGGAGUAAUAGGACAGGACUCCCAGAAAUUUAGCGCUUACCUGGCCGUUGAUAGUUAGGUUAUCUAAUUUGUUUUUUAUGAACCAUUACAGACAACAGUAGCGUUUUGCACAGAAAUAAACGAGUCGUUGUUAGUGGCAUUUAAAUAAAAUUGCACUUUAUUUAGUUGGUUUAUGAGGAUGCAGCAAAGUUACAUUUUGACGAUUGUUUUUUUUUAAGUUUAUUAUUGUCAUAUCCAAAACAACAACAUAUAACAAGUAUGGCUAGAAAUUUCUCACGCACUUGAGAUUUAUUCUUUCCGGUGAAUGACCAAAACGGGGUUCUCACCAGCUUUAAAGCAGAUAUAACCGUUUCAGGUGGUCCGUCGUCACUGUUUUACCUUGUGUCCAUACGGUUUGCCACCGUUGCAAGCUGAGAUGUAAACAUGAAUUUCGAAGAGCAGCGUCUAGAUUUGUGUAAUGUCAAGACAAAAGCCAGUGUGGACGAUGAUCAUAACACUACCAACAACACAGAAGGGGUCACCCCUCGUAUUUCCGAACUGAUGACAGACAGUAACUCCCAAAAACAAGCCAGUAUUUCCACAGAGUCCUCUGAAACCUACCUGAUGCCUCAGCUUACUGACAAUCUCCAGACUGCUGAGGAAGAUAACCUACAGGCACAAGACACACUGGAAAUUGAUGAAGUCAAUGGAAACAAAAAGAGCUGUGCCCUGGACACCCCUGCUGUAGAUAAUCCCAGUGACUUGAUCUCAUCUAAUGAUGAGCAGCACAAGACUGUUAUAGAAGAGGUGAGCAUGAAGGAGGAAAGGGACAGUAACUCCACACAAGCAGUUGUGGAGGUAGGAGACAAUGGUGUGGACAUGGACAUCGGGGUGGAUCUGAGCCUCGAUGAGAGUGGGGUGCUGGAGGCUGAACCAGUAAAUGUUACAUCAAUCUCACAUAAUAUUUUGGGCUCCAAGUCCAGUCCUCAGGAUGUCCCAGCUGGCAGGAUUCCAGAAGGCCAGGCAAAUUCAAACCAGACAUGCAGCACAGAGGCUUCUGCUGCUGAUCAAGCUGGACUGUAUCCCUUGGUGGAGGAGGGGGAAGAGAAACAAAAACAGAGUGGAAAACGGGUGACAUUUCCUUCAGAUGAGGGUAUAGUUUCUGGAGCGGUGGAGCCAAAGGACCCCUGGAGACAUGCUCAGAAUGUGACGGUGGAGGAGAUCCUCUCUUCCUAUAAACAGGCCUGUCAGAAGCUCAACUGUAAACCUAUCCCCAAAGUGCUCAAACAAGUACAGGAAUUGAAAGACCUGACUCAGAGAAACGAGUGCUUGGAUCUGAAAGGUGAGAAGCUAGACUACAAAGCAUGUGAGUCUCUGGAGGAGAUUCUGAAGAGAGUCCAGUUUAAAGUGAUCGACCUGGAGCAGACCAAUCUGGAUGAAGAUGGUGCAUCGGCUCUCUUUGACAUGAUAGAGUAUUACGAGUCAGCCACACAUCUCAACAUCUCCUUCAACAAGCAUAUCGGCACGCGAGGAUGGCAGGCCGCCGCUCACAUGAUGAGAAAGACGAGUUCCCUUCAGUAUCUAGAUGCCCGUAACACUCCUCUGCUCGACCACUCGGCUCCUUUUGUAGCCCGAGCACUCAGGAUCAGUGGCAGCUUGGCAGUCCUCCACCUGGAGAAUGCUGGUUUGUCUGGCAGACCGCUCAUGUUACUGGCCACGGCCCUGAAGAUGAACAUGAACCUGCGGGAGUUAUACCUGGCCGACAAUAAGCUCAAUGGCCUUCAGGACUCGGCGCAGCUCGGCAACCUGCUCAAAUUUAACUACAACAUCCAGAUCCUGGACCUGCGCAAUAACCACAUCCUGGACUCUGGUCUGGCCUACUUGUGUGAAGGACUAAAGGAGCAAAGGAAAGGUCUCGUCACUUUGGUGCUUUGGAACAACCAGCUAACACACAAUGGCAUGGGCUACCUCGCUGCUGCACUGCCAUGCACCCAGAGUCUGGAGACUCUGAACCUCGGCCACAAUUCGGUUGGUAACGAAGGAGUCCACAAGCUAAAGGACGGACUGAUCGCCAACCGCUCUGUGCUCAGGCUGGGAUUGGCCUCCACCAAGGUCUCCUGUGAAGGAGCUGUUGCUGUGGCUGAAUUCAUUGCAGAGAGCCCCAGACUGCUGCGUCUCGACCUUCGGGAGAAUGAGAUCAAGACUGGUGGCCUGAUGGCCCUGUCGCUCGCACUCAAGGUCAACAACUCUCUGCUGCGGCUCGACCUGGACCGUGAACCCAAGAAAGAAAGUGUGAAGAGCUUCAUUGAGACGCAGCGCGCCCUGUUGACCGAGAUCCAGAACGGCUGCAAGAGAAACUUCAUACUUGCGAAGGAAAAGGAGGAAACUGAGGAGAAGAUGAGAUUGUCGGCCUCCAUGGCUGAAAUAGCUACUGAGGACGGAACGAGGGAGGAAGAGGAGGAUGAGCCAGUUUCAACCAAGAGAAAGGAAGAAGAGGUGAAAAGUGAAAUGACUGAAAACAUAUUACAAACAACUAGCCAGUCGGAAACGAGCCGGGAGACGACUGUUCCUCCUGAAAAUCUGGACUCUGACUCUGACUCUGAUACCGAGGACGACGAUGAAGAAGUGGUAACCAAGUCUUCUUCCGUUGUGUCAAAUCGGACUGCUCCUCAAACCCAAACGGGGGUCAGUCAGUCUCCCCUUAGUGCCUCACGUACACCCUCACCUCACUCUUCCUCCCCUGUAAGAGGACCAAGUGUAAUUUCCGGAAUUACAAUCACAGAAACUACAGUCCCUGUUCCUCCGGGGACUCCUCCCUCACCUGGCCGCUGUAUAUCUGUGUCGAGUCCUGGAAGGGGCCAUAAGAUUUUCAUGGUAACACGGGUGGAGAGCCCCCCUGAGCAGCUGCAGAAAAUCCCUCCUGCGGCUCCCUCCCUGUCUAAAGACCUGACGGCACAGCAGACGCAGCCCCCACCUGCAUCACAAUCACAACUGACACCAGAGGGCAUGAAGGGGAGCCCACCUGCUCUGUCAACAGACAGUAAAUUGACAGAAGAGGCUUUCAAAGAGAGACUAGAGUCUGAAAUAGAUGCUACUCAGAUUCACAAACCUGACCCACUGUCAUCAGGUCAACACUUAGAGGAAGCAAAAGCCAGAACUUUAGGUUUAGCGGGGGUGACAGAUCCAAGUCCGCAAACACCAGCAUUGCCUUCAAAUUCCUCAUCUCUGCAGGAUGUGGUUUUGAAGCCAACAAACAACUCUGAAAGUCCGCAGCCUGAGCCCACCUCUGCAGAGGGAAGCAAUAAAGGAGAGGAACACAAGGAAAAUGUACAAGAUGGUGGGCAGACAUACUCCCCAAAUGAACUAAAUCAGCAGCAGCCCCAACCAUCUGUGCAAGAACAGCUAAACACUGACCAGGCUGCAGAACCAGAGGAGAACCCUCCACCAAUCCAAGAGGAAGCAAGCCUAGAUCUGGUUCACUCAGGCCAGACUAACCAGCAGGCUCCACCUGCCUCAACUCAACCUGAAGAUGGCGCUGAAAUGAAUCCAGGCUCACUGGUUAAAGAUCAAGAAUCGAGUGAUGAGAGCUCAGCCGAUGAGUCUUUUGUUGAGGCUCUAGAUGGCGAGAUGGUCGGUUCAAGUCUACCCAACGGUCUGAAACCAGAGUUCUCCCUACAUCUUCUGGACGGUGAAACGCCAAAGCCCGGCAGCUGUGUUAUGGAGCAUGUUGGUGCCAGUUGUGGACAGGAACUAGAGGAGCUGCUCCUGGAAGCCAGCCUGGACAAUGGGAGAGAUGCAUCAUAAACUGGUAAAGUAAAUAUCUGCAUCUUAUGGCUAUGCAAAGGGACUCUGAGGACAGAUGGAAGCAACACUAAGAUGAUUUGUCAAGCUCUGCAAUAUGACUGGCUGCCCUACAAUAUUUCUGUCAUUUCUUUACCUUGAUCAGAUGUUUCCUUAAAGGACAGAUGACGCGGUGUUACAGUCAAAGCUCCAUACAUGAAAAGAGGACUUUAUCAUCUGGAGCCAACCUGUGACAAAUAGUCUUCUACCCUGUUAUCACUACAUUUUCCCAUUCUGCGAUAUGUCCACGUACCUCCCUGAAUCGCAGACUGAUCAGGGACAAAGGAGGGAGGGUAAAACACUAACCAAAGACCUCUCUGACAGCCCUUACUUGCUCUCUGUAGAUUUCUGUCCGGAAAAUUGAUUGCAGUCACAGUUUUUCAUGACUCUCAGAGACGUAACAGUGGUGAUGAGAAAUGUGGUGGACCCCUGCUGAGUAGACCUGCUGGCUUUAAACACUUGAGGUGGGAGUAAGUUGCUGUUAAAGGCUUUUGUAUCCAAGAAAGCUGAGGACAUUUAUCCAUCUGUGUAAAUGUAAACAUUGUGUGUGUCUCCUGGCCUCCUUUCCUUUCUGUCUCUUUCCCCACCAUAAAUAAAACCCUAAGGGACCUCUGCCAAAGUGACUUUUUUCCGUGUUUUCUCGUCAUCUGCUCCGUUUGGCCCCGGAGGAAUCUGCGCUCCCCCCCACUUACUGCUCAGAUCUGACACAGAGAACAUUAAACCACAUGUUUUGCGCGAUUGAAACUAGAUUUACAUUUGGAAUUUACCGCCAAUUAACUAAAAUGCACAAAUCAUAACUUGGAACCUAUGUCAAUCUAAGGAAAAGUCAGUUUAGAUGUUUCUUUUUUUAUCUCUGUAGCUCCAAAGUCUCCACUGUGUGAACCUUCUAUUGUUUCCCUCCAUUUUUCACCUUUUUUUCAUAUUGCCUUCAGUUUCUCACCAGUGCAUACAACCCCUAUUCAGCUGCUUUGAGCUAUGACUUAUUUUUGUAUUAUAGGACAUCUUUUUGGUUUAAAAUGUUUAAACGUUUCUGUUUUUCCAACUGCUUAUUUUUUUCCUUCUUGUCUGGGUGUUGCUUUUGAAGCUGACGCUCUUUUUGAUGUAUAUUUCAUAUACAAACGGGAGAAAAUAUUUAGAUUAGAUGAAUUUCUUGGGACGGGAUAAUCUAUAUAAGAGUAAAAGGUGGAUUUAAUUGAAUGGUUGACUACUGGGGUGCAGAAAGCUGUAAACAUGUCGAGGUCCUCAGCUGCUCUGCUGAGCGAAGCAUUGGCCACAAGGAGGCGUUGAUGGUUAUUUUUCUUUCAGGCAGACCUGAAGGAGAAUUAUCUGAACUCAGCAACUAAAUGUUUUUAAAGCAACACAAAAAAUGUAAACAUUAAACAUCCAUAAAAAGUUUCUGUGAAGAGAUCCGGUUUUCCCUGCCUUCCUGUUUUUUGUUUUUUGUUCCCCUGAAGCAGAAACAGGCCGUUGUGUUUUCUUUUCUCCUCCACAGAGCAGCGUUAAAUCCCUCCCUGCACAUCUCCACCCAAAUGGUAGUUUGCCCGCCUCCCCAUCACUGUUUGUAAUGCUUUAAUUUUUAGAAAUUUUUAAUAAUGAUUUGUUAACUUAAUUGAAAUGUGCUGGUAAUCACAAAGAUAUGUAUGGCGAAAUUUGUUUCUCUCAAAUAAAUGCAUGUAAUGACCAA